AUGGCACCAAAGAUUGAGGAGAUUCCUUCAAUAAAAGAGGACGCUCAGCCAAAAAAGAAUCCAUUUGCUCCAAAGACAAAGAAGACCACUAUUCGAAGAGAAGCAAAGGAUGUAUAUGGACCAAGCGAACCACGCAAAGGUUUACAUACACCGCAAUAUCAAAGCAAAUCGCCAAUUGAUGUUGUGUUCGCCGAAAUUGAAGAAAAUUUGAGGGGAUCCGUAGAAGAUUUAACGAUACAUAUUCUUUACGAAAGAAUCAUUGGAGAUGAAAUAACAGAAAGUGGAAAUAAAGAGUUUUUUAAAAGAUACAAGGUUAUCGAGAAAAUGCUCAAUUAUUUGAUCCAGAUACAACAGUUGUCAGAGGCGAAUAGUCGAAUUGUGGACGAUAAAAACUUGAUAAAAAUCUCGUUGCACGAUAUAAAGACGUUCAGUAAGUUGGUCAAUUUGAUACUUGAGCAUGGUAUUUAUCCGGCAUUGAAUACUUUCAGAAUAGGGGUUCCAUUUGAGAAACGAUUAUUAAACGAUUUUUCGAAGAAUAAGAAGCCUCGAAUAAUCCAUAAACUCCCAGUUAAUCCAGAUCAGACAAGUCCAUCCAAAAAAUAUGAAUAUAAUGAAAUUCUUUUGACUCUUGUAUAUAGUAAAUUUAUGGAGGUAUUUUCAGUGGAUUCAGAUGUCAAGGACUUAUUAAUUAAAGGGACAGGGUUCUCGGAUUUUCUCACGGUCGCCAUAUCGCUAAUAACUGUUCCCUACUUUAACGAAGACAAAAAAAAGGCGUACUUAAGUGAAUAUGAUACAACUAUAUCUGACAUGCCUGAAACUUACGAAUUAUUUCAAACCUAUACGUUACUUUUAACUACUCCUUCUCCUUCGUUCUUUAAACAGUUUGUAAUGUCUAGAUUACAAACUCUACAUUAUGAUGCUCCGAGAAAAGAUGGUUUAUUGACUCUAGUGGAAUUCGUUCUUGGUUUGAGAGAAAACAAUGAGGUAAAUGUAGAAAAAUUUGAUCAUGUUGCUAACGUGGUGUUGACAAAACCUAAAUCGAUUAGUACUGUUGAAUAUUUUACUCAUAUAGGUUCACAAUGUUAUGACUUAUUGGUUUUGAUAAACAGACCAGUAGUGACUAGCUGUGUUGGAUAUGUAUUGGAGAAGCUAUGGGAUAAGAACAAAUUGGUUGUUCGUGAUUUUAUAUUGAAGAAAAUAUGGCAAAAUUUUAGUCCUGAUAGUAAUCUGGAUUCAGAAGUAUUAGUUAGUGAAGCACAGUUGAAUAAUAACGUAAAUGUUUUGAUUUCAUUAACAAAAAAGGGCUUAUCUUCAGACUUAUUAUCAGCAUUAUUCAACCCUAUAUUACUCCCUAUUUGGUCAUACUAUGUGUUUCUUAGAAAGCAAUCAAAAUCAGCAGAUGUUAUAAUGAGUGUUCUUGUUGGUUACUUCACAGUGAUGAAAGAUUUGCAAGACCUUGAUGAUGGAAUUUUUGGUCUCGAUUCAAUAGCAAAAAACAUUCUUUUUGACGAGGGGGAAACUUGGAAAUAUCAAAUGGGCAAGAAUGAUUUAGUUGAAAUUGUCAAAAAGAAACAAGAAUUUGUCUCCGAUGCUGACUCAAGGGAUAAUAAAAUAAACAAAUUUUUGAGCAAUUUAGACUCAAGUUGUGAAUAUUUCACGGAUUUGUUGAGCGAUAUGGAUGAUGAGUUAAUUCUGAAGUUAUUUAUAAAUAUUUUGAAAAGGUGGUUUAAAAUCAAUAGCCUGAGCUCAAUUUUAGAUAAUGAUUCCAGUGAAAAUCCUUUUUUUAUGCUUGUUGAUUUACGUUUGCUAGAAAGUAUUGGUAGCAAAUUCAAGGAAUCACUAGCAAAGACUCCAUUUGAAAUGCUUGAAAUUGUAAAAAAUAUUCUUAUACUCCAGGAAAAAGAAAAUCAAAACAAUGAUACAGCCGACAAAUUAGACUUGGUAGUAGAUACUACGGAUUCUGACGACGAAGACUCUGAUAACGAAGAAGAUUUUGACAACGAAUUAUUGCUGCAAUCAUUUCCUGUAGUCUUAGAGCUAUUAUCGGCCAUUUUAUCUGAAUCUUCUGCUACAGACUUGGAUGAAGCAUGUCAUAAAUUGCUUAAGGAAAUUGCUAAGUUAUUAGAAAAUGUGAACAGUAAUCCUUCUAAUUUAUCUGUGUCUGUAAUUAAUGGAUCCAAGUCAUUACAUGAUAGAAUUAAAUUGCUCUUAGAGGGGGAAAAACCACCAAUUUCAACAAAAGAUUUACAUUCAAAAACCCUUGCAAGAGCGAUAACGAGUUUGAACGACCCGCUAGUACCAAUAAGAGCACAUGGUCUAUUUUUAUUGAGACAGUUGGUGGAAUCAAGAAGUGAUGUAAUUUCGUUGGAUUUCGUAAUUAAUUUACAUUUAAUUCAGUUGAAAGAUCCAGAACCAUUUAUUUAUUUAAAUGUGAUCAAAGGUCUCCAAUGUUUGAUUGAGUGGGAUGAAACAGAAGUUAUAAGAAUAUUAACUAGCAUUUACGUCAAUGAGAAAAAUGAUACUGACAUAGAUGAAAGAUUAAAGAUUGGUGAAGUAUUGUUGCGGUAUAUUGAAAGCUCGAACGAACUAUUUUCAGGAGAAUCUGCUAGAAUUAUAGCUGAUUCGACGCUUCAUUUGAUUAGAAGGCCUUUUAGUGAUUCUGACAAGGAAGAUGAUAGAUUACGUAUGUCAGCUAUGUCUUUAUUAGGAACAUGUUGUAAAGUCAAUCCUAUUGGUAUAAUCGACUCUUUGGAGGAUGCGUUAAGUUGUGCUAUAGGUAUUUUGCAGUUAGAAACUAAUAAGGAUAGUGCAAUAAUGAGAAGGACUGCAGUUGUUUUAAUUCACGAUUUAAUUUUAGGCACUUCAAAUUCCGAACGAAUAGAAUUUCCUAAUGAAUACAGAGAGAAGGUUGUGAAUACAUUGAAAUAUGUUUUAGAGACAGAUAAUGAUUUACUUGUGAGAGAGCAAGCGCAGACAGUAUUAGAUACAAUCGAUGAACUAGUCCAACUAGCAAUGAGCUUAAUGUCCAACUAG
This is a messenger RNA of Debaryomyces tyrocola, 3033 nucleotides long. The record is from the annotation of a GenBank genome assembly. NCBI's taxonomy places the organism in Eukaryota, Fungi, Ascomycota, Pichiomycetes, Serinales, Debaryomycetaceae.